AUGUGGCUCCGGGACAUGCUAGCAAAGGAAAAAGAUUUAAACGCUCGUGUUAUGACUUUCAAUCAUAAUACAUCAUGGGAAGCGUAUGCACUCAACAAGUCUUUGCGGGAUCAUGGAAAUGAUCUACUACAAGCGCUCCGAACUGCUCGUCAUGACGGGAAGGCAAAGAGUCGGCCUAUCAUCUUCAUCGGUCAUAGCUUCGGAGGCUUGAUCAUCAAGCAGGCUUUGGUAAAUGCAGACCCCGCCGACAACUUUGGCUUUAAUGUUCGCGAUAAAGCGUAUGGCUUUAUUUUCCUUGGAACACCACAUAAAGGCGCGAGCAUCGCCCCUGCAGGAAGGAUAUUGUCUCUUUUCGGUUCUUGGAAAGGUUCAAGCACCAGUCUGCUUGAGUAUCUUAAGCCUGGGUCCCAAAUCAACAAUGGCCUACACCAGGCUUUCUUGACUUACCUGGAUCGAAAGAUAAAAAGAACUGUGUGCGUUUACGAAGCCGUAAAACAAGCAUUUUAUCGCAUGCCGAUCAUACAUGUCGUUGACAGAUCCUCUGCAGUCAUAGAUCAGUCUAUCGAGAUAGGUUUUGAGAAAGAUCAUCGUAAUAUGCAAAGAUUUUCCGAUCCGGAGGAUGAAGAUUAUAAGAAGAUCCUUGGCUAUAUCAAAGAUUGGGCGAAAGAAGCCGAUGCACAAUUGCGGGACAAGACUCAGGAUGAGCAAGAUUGCCUCAGGUCCCUGUCCUUUCAGGAUAUGGAACAGCGACCAAAACUUGCAGCAGGCGCAACCACCAAAACAUGUGCGUGGCUGUUGAAACAUGAGAACUAUACAAGUUGGCUCGCUCAGCCUCACCCAGUGCUCUGUAUUGUGGGAAAGCCCGGGACAGGGAAGUCGACGCUACUCAAUUACGCUUUUGAGAAAGCUCGUGAUGAAGCGCAGCACAGCAACGAUGUCAUAGCUUCCUUCUUCUUCUUCGAUCGAGGUAGUGACCUUCGAAAGAGCUCCUGUGGCCUGUUCCGCUCGCUUUUGCACCAGCUUCUAAAUAAAGACCCCGACAUGCUGCCCGCUUUCAAAAAAACGGGAUCUGACCAUGAAUGGGCAGAGAAAGAGCUACAAACAUUGCUAAAAGAAUGGAUUCUCAGUCCCUCCAGAAAUCGCCCGAUCCGGAUUUACGUGGAUGCGCUCGACGAAGCCGGUCGAGACGAUGCUGCAAAGUUAAUGAAAUACUUCGAGGAGCUGACUAAACCGCCGUCUCCCGCCGGAGCCAGUUUCCAAAUAUGCUUCUCUUGUCGGCAUUACCCCGUUGUGGUACCGAAGGAUGCUCUGAAAAUCAGCGUUGAAGAAGAAAACAAUGAAGAUAUAGCAACCUAUGUCCAGGAAAAUCUGAAGGAUCACUUUUCGGACGCAAACAAGGCGGAGCUUGAGAGAGAGAUCAUAGGAAAAGCCUCAAGCAUUUUUCAAUGGGUUGUUCUUGUUAUCCCAAUCAUCAUCAAAUCGCAACAGGAUGGUGAAAACGUAAGAAAAAUCCGCCAAGAGAUCGAGAAGAUACCGAGCGAGUUGAGUGAUCUUUACGAACAUAUUCUGUCUCCGAUCAAAGAGCAAAAGCAAAAGGGAGCAGUGCAACUGAUGCAAUGGGUAUGCUUCGCUGAAAGGUCUCUAUCGUUAGAGGAAUUGCGCUUUGCAAUGGUGGUGGAUGUUACCAACGAACUCAAGUCACUUCAAGACUACAAGGACUCGGUGGACUUUGCAGAGACAGAUGAACAGAUGAGACUCAGAGUGACGAGUUACUCUGGGGGAUUGGCUGAAACCGUCAAGGUUGCGAAUAAACACAUCGUGCAGUUCAUUCAUCAAUCCGUCAAGGACUACCUCAUUGAGGGCGGACUGCAAAAGCUUGACACCUCCUUCUUUCAUGAUGUCAACGGCUAUCUCCGUCGAGGAGGACUGCCGAGUCUUGACGAAUCUUUGUCUAAUGAUGUGGUCGGCCUAGCGCAUUUCCGGAUAUCAAGGUCAUGUGUCAAGUACGUGACCUUGGAGGAAGUGCUCGGCGAUGUUGAACGCUACGACCGUCCAGAAGCCCGGAGAGGAGCCGGAGAGGUCCAUAGACGCUUCCCUUUCCUAAGGUACGCAAACAAAUGGACUUCACAUGCUGAAAUUGUGGAGAAACAGCGAAUACCUCAAAUUGACCUGCUCGACCUUUUUCGAUGGCCGUCAAAAGAUACUAUAGAGUCCUGGGUUCAAUUUAUGCAUGUAGACGAAUAUUUGUAUACAAACUUCCAUGAAAGAUCACCCGGGGCACGAACGUCUUUGGGCGUAUUUUCGCGAUAUGGCCUCUUAAGUGUCGUGAAAGCAAUGAUUAAGAGAGACGGUCUCGAAAUUGACUCGAAAGAGGUGUUUGGAAGAACGCCAUUAUUGCUGGCGGCACAAUGGGGGCACGAAGAUGUGGUUCGAUUGUUGAUUGAGAAAGGUGCCGACAUUGACUCGAAGGAUCGUAGGGGACGAACAUCAUUAUCCGAAGCGGCAGGUGAGGGACGCGAAGAUAUGGUUCGAUUGUUGAUUGAGAAAGGUGCCGACAUUGACUCGAAGGAUCAUGGGGGACAAACAUCAUUAUCCGAAGCGGCAGGUGAGAGACGCGAAGAUAUGGUUCGAUUGUUGAUUGAGAAAGGUGCCGACAUUGACUCGAAGGAUGUGAUGGAAGUAACACCAUUACUCAGGGCGGUAAAAUGGGGGCACAAAGAUAUGAUUCGAUUGUUGAUUGAGUUAGGUGCCGACAUUAAAUCGAAGGACCGUUAUGGACGAACACUAUUAUUCGAGGCGAGACGUCAGGGGCACGAAAAUGUGGUUUCGUUGUUGAUUGAGAAAGGCGGUAUCGAUAUUGACUCGAAAGAGAGCUAA
This is a messenger RNA of Letharia columbiana, 2877 nucleotides long. RefSeq lists its product as uncharacterized. Lineage: Eukaryota; Fungi; Ascomycota; Lecanoromycetes; Lecanorales; Parmeliaceae. The transcript is spliced from 6 exons. The record is from RefSeq and is a predicted model, not a curated record. Gene Ontology annotation, molecular function: protein binding. The coding region runs from base 1 to 2877 and encodes 958 amino acids.